AUGCGCGGACGGACACAAAGCAGCAGCAGCAGCGACUCCAGCCGCUCAAGCGCGUCAACAACGGCAGCAGGAAAGACAGAACAGAGACAUUUCAUCUUCGACAGAGACUGGUAUCCCGAUGUUCCUCUGGUGAUUCAAGCGAACCAGCUGAUCAUCGGACGGUUAUCGGAAGGGCACACGAUGGGAGAGCUCGUGGCAGAGGCGGCGCAGAACGAGGCGGGUUGCAGUCCGGGGACGAUGGCGGCGUACUUCCACCACGCCAUCACCCUGGAGCUGGCUUGUCUCAUGAGCAACGACACGAUCCAGAUGGCCAUCGUGAAGGGUCUUCGUGUAUGA
This is a messenger RNA of Colletotrichum karsti, 336 nucleotides long. RefSeq lists its product as uncharacterized. NCBI's taxonomy places the organism in Eukaryota, Fungi, Ascomycota, Sordariomycetes, Glomerellales, Glomerellaceae. The transcript is spliced from 3 exons. The coding region runs from base 1 to 336 and encodes 111 amino acids. The record is from RefSeq and is a predicted model, not a curated record.